Messenger RNA from Acromyrmex echinatior (Panamanian leafcutter ant), 2314 nucleotides. It is a transcript of the gene Ass, whose product is annotated as argininosuccinate synthase. Gene Ontology annotation, cellular component: cytoplasm. NCBI's taxonomy places the organism in Eukaryota, Metazoa, Arthropoda, Insecta, Hymenoptera, Formicidae. The record is from RefSeq and is a predicted model, not a curated record. Gene Ontology annotation, molecular function: ATP binding; argininosuccinate synthase activity. Gene Ontology annotation, biological process: L-arginine biosynthetic process; urea cycle.
AGGUGUAUCAGUGAGCACUGAGGCUAGAAAUAUUGAUAUUAUUUAAUGAAUUUUUUGUAAUAAUUUCGUAAAUGUAUGUACUUUGAAUAUAUAAAGACAAUAAUUUAUACAAGCUAUUAGUUUUCACAAAGAAAUUCACAAAAAUAAUCUUUUUUUCGGCCGUCACAGUGGUGUUCUCCCUUAAUCUGAGGGUCAACAAAACUACUCCAUUUAAAAUGAAAACGCAGCGAAUUUUAUUACUGAGUACUGUUAUUACCAACUGUUUUCUUCUCGUUAACUUAGUUUAAAUUUCUGUCGAAAACAAGACGUAAAAGAUGUCAGAGUUAAAAGGAAAAGUAAUUCUAACAUAUAACAAUGAUUUAGAUAUCUCUAGCAUAUUGUUGUGAUUGAAAGAAAAGGAAUAUCAAGUUAUCGCUUAUGUGGGAAGAAUUUUUGCAAACAUCUGGCAAAAGGAAAUUGGUGCCGCCAAGGUAGUGAUAGACGAUAUUAGAGAAGUGUUCAUAACUUCUUAUGUAUGAUUUGCUGUGGCUUGUAUUUAAUUAUUGUAUAAGGGAAGAUAUCUUCUGGCAAUCUUACUAGCAUGACCAUGUAUCAGCCAAAGUUUAAUAAAAGCCAUAAAGGCUAAGGAUUCAUCGCGCAUGGAGCAACUGGAAAAAUGGAAUGAUCAAAUUCGCUUUGAAUUGAACUGCUAUAAUUUAUACUUUAAAAUUACGAAAAUUGUCAAGAUUUUAGCUCCAUGGAGAAAAAUCGAAUUUUACAUUUCAAGGAAGUUCCAAGGAAAAUCGGACUUGCUGGAGUAUGCAUGACAAAAUGGUAUCUUGAUCUUUGCAACGGCAAAGGAACUGUGGAACACUGAUAAACUUGUACACAUUAGACGCAUAACACGAGCAUGUUUUCGCUAUACGGAUUUAUAUAGUUACGAAUCAAGAAUAUUAGAGGAUCCUGCCAUUCCAGCGCCGAAAGGACACAACAAAAUGAUCAUUGAUCCGAUCUAUUCCACCUUGGUAGAAGAAAUUGAAAUUAGCUUUAAGAAGGGAUACCCGAUUAACGUAAAGAGUCUAAAAGAUAGGAAAAUAUUCCUCUCAAUAAUUGAAUAUCUCAAUGAGAUCGGCGAUAUGCAUGGACGGAUAGACAUUGUGGAAAAUCGAUUUGUCCAAUUUCAGUCUCGAGGUAUUUACGAGUCGUCAGAUGUUAACAUUUUAGAAGUCGUGCAUUGAGACUUGAAAGUAUUUACUUUCGAUCGGGAGAUUCUGAGAGUCAAAAUAAACGAAUAUCAUUUUUUUUUUCUUACCGCUAUGGCGAUCGCCAGAUCGAGUGAGGUUUCGUUGUACAAUCAAAUUCUCAUCUCGAUGAAUGUACAGGGAGAUUAUCUGAAUGCCACUGAAUUUAUCCGCACGCAAGCUCUGAAACUAAAGGAGUUUUAUCGUUUCAAUAAACAACACAAUGUCUGAAUCAAGGCUUUAUUGCGAAUUUCAUCAAUAAAAGACGCACUGCAGUUAACUCCACGCUACUUUAUUUGCCUUAACAUCUACGCGUAUUCUUCAGACAUAAUUCGACAAUUAACUGAAUGGUUUCUGAAAGGUUUGCAAGGUAUCGCAGCAAGAAGAGUAAUCGUGUGACAAAAUGUAAUUAACUAAUGUAAGACAAAAACCAUUUGUAGAAGUCCAAUCGCUUUGCGGAUCGCGCGCAUGCAACAAUCAUAGGAGGAAGGUGAGGUUUCACAAUAAAACACUAUCACUACAUCGUUUUUGUUUCAUUUUAGUUAUUAAUUAAUUAAAUCUUAAGAUUACCUUAGCAUAUUCGUGAAGAUUACAAUAUAUCAUAUCAUAUCUUUAGGGAUAUAUUAAUAGUAUACACAGUGCGUGACCUUUUUUUCUUCUGCAUCUGCACUAUUUUCGGCAAUUCAAAGAAACUACUGUCAAGUACGAAAUCAUGACAGCGCUUUUUUCUGAUAUACCUAUAUCGGCUAUGAGCGAUUUUCUGUAGAUUCCUUAUACUCGCGUUUCGUUCCGCAUCACUCUGUUUUACAUAUAUGUAUUAUGUAACAUGCAAAAUUACACACUAGGGAAUAAGGUUUCCUCAUGCAUAUACAAUUAAUAAUCUAUAAUAACUCUUGUAUUCACAUUUGCACGUUAACAUUAGUUCAAAUAUCGAAACCUGUUAUUUUUAUAUCUGAUAAGUAAUAACGUACAGAUAAUGUGUGUGUGUGUGUGUGUGUGUGUGUGUGUGUGUGUGUGUGUGGGGCGCGUGUACAGUGUAGAUUGAUGUUGUUAAAUAAGUAGAGAAAUUUAUAAUAGAUACAUAUAUGUAUAAA